Messenger RNA from Lodderomyces margitis, 1638 nucleotides. RefSeq names its product sugar porter family MFS transporter. NCBI's taxonomy places the organism in Eukaryota, Fungi, Ascomycota, Pichiomycetes, Serinales, Debaryomycetaceae. The coding region runs from base 1 to 1638 and encodes 545 amino acids. Gene Ontology annotation, biological process: carbohydrate transport; transmembrane transport. The transcript has a single exon. Gene Ontology annotation, cellular component: membrane. The record is from RefSeq and is a predicted model, not a curated record. Gene Ontology annotation, molecular function: carbohydrate:proton symporter activity.
AUGUCGUCGAGAAUUGAGCGUAUGUUCUCUGGCCCAGCCUUGACAUUGGCCAACUACUUGGACAAGCUUCCCAAGAUAUACAAUGUCUACUUCAUCGCCAGUAUCUCCACUAUUGCUGGUUUGAUGUUUGGUUUUGACAUUUCAUCCAUGUCAGCCUUCAUUGGUAGCGACCCAUAUAAACACUACUUUAAUACUCCAAGCUCGACAAUUCAAGGUUUUAUCACUGCGUCUAUGGCGUUGGGGUCCAUUUUUGGGUCUAUUGCUUCGGCAUUUGUUUCGGAACCAUUUGGAAGAAGAUUGUCUCUUAUCAUAUGUUCAUUAUUAUGGAUGAUUGGUGCUGCUGUUCAAUCGUCAUCACAAAAUAGAGCCCAAUUAAUCAUUGGUCGUAUAAUCUCUGGUUGGGGUGUUGGCUUUGGUUCAUCCGUUGCUCCUAUUUAUGGAGCAGAGAUUUCGCCCCGUAAAAGAAGAGGUACUGUUAAUGGGUUUUUCCAAUUUUCCGUCACUUUAGGUAUCAUGAUUAUGUUCUAUAUCUGCUAUGGUACCGGUCAGAUCAAUGGUGUUGCAAGUUUUAGAAUAGGCUGGGCAAUCCAGAUCAUUCCUGGUUUGCUAUUAUUCUUUGGAUGUCUUAUUAUUCCUGAAUCACCACGUUGGUUGGCCAAACAAGGUAAAUGGGAACAGGCUGAAGAAAUUGUUACAAAGAUUCAAGCCCAUGGAAACCAUGAAGAUCCUGAAGUUUUGAUUGAAAUUGCUGAAAUCAAGGAACAAUUGUUGAUUGACCAAGAAGCCAAAACUGUCGGUUAUGGAACCUUGUUUAAGAAAAAGUUUCUUAAAAGAACAGUUACAGCCAUCUUUGCCCAGAUUUGGCAACAAUUAACCGGUAUGAAUGUUAUGAUGUACUACAUUGUCUACAUUUUCCAAAUGGCUGGAUACACUGGAAACACCAAUUUGAUUGCUUCAUCAAUUCAAUACGUGUUAAACGUUGUUUGUACAAUUCCGGCAUUGAUCUGUUUCGACUACUUUGGAAGAAGGCCCGUGUUGAUGCUUGGUGCACUUUUUAUGUUGAUCUUCCAAUUUGGUCUUGCUGGUAUUUUGGGCAAUUAUGCUGUUCCCUGGCCUGAUUCAGGAACCGAGUCUGUUACCAUCAGAAUUCCCGACACCAACAAGCCAGCUGCUAGAGGUGCUAUUGCAUGCUGCUACUUGUUUGUUUGCUCGUUUGCGUCCACCUGGGGUGUUGGUAUCUGGGUCUAUUGUUCAGAAAUCUGGGGUGACAACAGAAUAUCGCAAAGAGGUAACUCAUUAUCUACUUGUGCUAAUUGGUGUUUCAAUUUUGCUAUUGCCAUGUACACACCAUCUGGUUUCAAGAACAUCAAUUACAGAACAUACAUCAUCUACGGUGUCUUUUGUCUUGCCAUGGGUCUUCAUGUGUUUUUCGGAUUCCCCGAGACCAAAGGAAAGAGAUUGGAAGAAGUUGGACAAAUGUGGGAAGAAAAUAUUCCAGCUUGGAAAUCAGCUUCUUGGAGACCAACUAUUCCUAUUGAUCCAGAUUCAGAGUUAGCUAGAAAGUUGAGUGUUGAGCAUAAGGAGACUGGUUCUCAAUUGGACGAAAAAGUUCAUGAUGUUGACACCAACUCUGUUUGA